CUCUCUCUCUCUCUUCAUGUCCUCCACGAAUCGCACUGCGGGACUGAUCAUGAUCAUGGCCAAACUCGUCCCUCUCGCCACGGCCGUCCUCUUCCUGUCCGUCACUUGUCCCCAUCUCUCCCGCGCCGCGUACCCCAUCGGCGUCAACUACGGCACCGUCGCCGACAACCUCCCCCCGCCAUCCCAAGUCGCCGCCUUCCUCAAGUCCAAGACUACCAUCGACCGGGUCAAGCUCUUCGACGCCAACCCCGACAUCCUCCGCGCCUUCGCCGGCACCGGCAUCGCCGUCACCGUCACCGUCGGCAACGGCGACAUCGUCUCCCUCUCCAAGCUCCCCGCGGCCCAGUCCUGGGUCGCCGCCAACAUCUUGCCGUUCUACCCCCAGACCCUCAUCAACUGCAUCGCCGUCGGCAAUGAGAUCCUCGCCACCUCCGACAAGACCCUCAUCGCGCGCCUCUUGCCCGCCAUGAAGGCCCUGCACUCGGCCCUCCAGGUCGCGAACGUCACCAACGUCCAGGUCACGACACCGCACUCGCUCGGGAUACUCUCGUCGUCGGAUCCUCCGAGCACCGGCCGGUUCCGCCGGGGGUACGACCGGGUCAUAUUCGCUCCGAUCCUGGAUUUCCACCGCCAGACGAAGUCCGCCUUCAUGGUGAACCCGUACCCGUUCUUCGGGUUCUCCGCCAAGACCCUGAACUACGCGUUGUUCAAGCCGAACGCCGGCAUCUUCGACGCGGCGACGGGGAUAAACUACACGAACAUGUUCGACGCCCAGAUGGACGCGGUCUACUCGGCGAUGAAGAAGGUGGGUUACGAGGACGUGGAGAUCUCGGUGGGAGAGACGGGGUGGCCCUCGGUGGGCGACCCCAACCAGCCGGACGUGAACAUGGAGAACGCGGUGUCGUACAACGGGAACCUGGUGAGGCACGUGAACUCCGGGAAGGGAACGCCGUUGAUGCCGAACAGGACGUUCGAGACUUACGUCUUCGCGCUGUUCAACGAGGACCUGAAACCGUCGACCUCGGAGCGGAACUACGGGCUGUUCAAGCCGGAUCUGACUCCGGUUUACGACGUCGGCAUCAUGAGAAACGAACCGGCUAGUGGACCCGGUCCGACGGCCCCGCCAGCGAGCUCGGGCAAGAAAUGGUGCGUGCCGCGGUCGGACGCGAGCGACCAGGCGCUGCAGGCGAACAUCGACUACGUGUGCGGCGCCCAGGUGGACUGCAAGCCCAUACAGGCGGGCGGGGCCUGCUUCGACCCGGACACGGUGCGGUCGCACGCGGCGUACGCCAUGAACGCCUACUACCAGGCCUUCGGGGGGCACGACUACGACUGCGACUUCGGGAAGACCGGGACGAUCACGGCCGUCGAUCCCAGUUACGAGGCGUGCGCGUAUCCCGAGGGUGCUGGGAGCGUGAGAGUGGAAGAGAAGAAGUCGGUGACGGGAGGAUCGAGGAGCCCGUAUUGGAAAUCCCAAGAGUUGUUUAUGGGAGGAUGUUGCUUUUUGUUCGCACACUUUGUAUUUAUGUGAAGAGACAAAAAAGGAAAUUUGAACGUUACACUUACACCCGCUUUUUUUGUGAUGGGAGCAAAUCGCGGUUUUAUAUAAUAACGUUUUAUUUGGCUUUUAGGGA
Molecule: messenger RNA, 1634 nt
Organism: Syzygium oleosum
Lineage: Eukaryota; Viridiplantae; Streptophyta; Magnoliopsida; Myrtales; Myrtaceae
Product: glucan endo-1,3-beta-glucosidase-like
Exons: 3
Coding region: 17-1531 (504 amino acids)
Biological process (GO): carbohydrate metabolic process
Cellular component (GO): plasma membrane
Molecular function (GO): hydrolase activity, hydrolyzing O-glycosyl compounds
Source: RefSeq, a predicted model, not a curated record